Molecule: messenger RNA, 8901 nt
Organism: Microplitis mediator
Lineage: Eukaryota; Metazoa; Arthropoda; Insecta; Hymenoptera; Braconidae
Gene: alpha-Man-IIb
Product: alpha-mannosidase 2
Exons: 8
Coding region: 2102-5413 (1103 amino acids)
Biological process (GO): protein deglycosylation; N-glycan processing; mannose metabolic process
Cellular component (GO): Golgi membrane
Molecular function (GO): alpha-mannosidase activity; carbohydrate binding
Source: RefSeq, a predicted model, not a curated record
AAAAACGCCACGGAUGAGCCAGUUCCUUACAUUAUAUUUAUAUUUAUACCUAUAUAUCUCAGAUUAAAUGCUAUUGUACGUAAACUUCUAUAAUACCUGUCUUAUUCCAUAUAAUAUAAAUAUCUAUUGUCCGUAAGUUUUGACACAGCCAAAGUUAAGUGAUUCUAAAUCCUCUGUUCUCAGAAUUCAGUACUUGGUACAGUAAUAUAACUUUUUGCAACUUGUAUUUUAGAUUUUAUAUUAGUCUCUUCUUCUUAACUGUACCCUGUAACUUUCAAAUACUCACCCCAAGUCUUUAAAAGUUUCGAGUUUAAAUUAAAGCUACCGGUUGUAAACAAUCUUUUAAAUUAUUUGGGUUUGCACCAGUGUAAAUACCGAGUACAGAGUAGAGUUUUUAAAAGUACAUACAUUUGAAGGAGAUAUAUAUUAGGAAAAAGUAAAAUAGUGAUCAGUGUAACGUGUUAAUAGUAAUGAGUGUGAUACAAAUAUACAAUUAAAAGGUACAGAGGUAGGAGUAAAAAGUCUCGUGGGUGUGGAUGCGCGUUGGUUGCGGGAUUUGAGUUGUGUAUAAGCCAGCAAGUAACUUCCAACGGAACGGCGCCACUCGUUUCUGUUAUUGACAGCGGGCGCGCCGUCUCAUGCUGUUGCUGUUCCUGUUGUGUGUUGGAGCAGGAGUAGACCGCGAGGACUGAAGAGUAGAGUAGAGUAUAGCGGAGUAGAGUUGGGUUGAGUUUAAUUUAACUGAACUGAACAGAACAGAGUUGAGCCGGUCGAGGCCGACGAGCUACGAGGAUUUCCCUGCAGACGAGCUACGAACUAAACGCAAAACCGUUGCUGCAGACACUAGACAGUGGAGUUGCUUUUGCUUACUCGCGUGCAAGGUUAGGUCCUGGAACUUGAAAAUAAUAUUUAUGAGGCUGCAUAAAUAAUUAUUAAUACGUGACGUUCGUGUGUAUUACUGGUGGUGUGUAAGUUAUAUUUUUUUAAAUUAUAUAUGUGGAUAUUUAUACAUUUAAAGUUAUUAAUUUAGUGUUUGUAUUCGAAGGUAUUUUUGGAUGACUUGUUAAUGGCGGGAAGUUUUUAUUUUUUUUGUGGACAUGUGGCUGCUGUUUGAAUCCUGUCAAGUUCAGGAAAUAAAUAAAAAUUAAUCAUCAAGACAGCAGAAGCAAAAGCAACAGAGGCAGCCGUAGCUAGAGACUUCAUUUACUUUUAGACGCUCAGUUUUUCCGGGAAAUUUAUUAACACCAUUGAUACAAUUAACCGGCAAGUGCGAGUGCAAAAAGUAUAAGAAGAAAAUCUUGAUAAAACGAGCGAUUCUUUUCUCGUAAAUCCAGUGGCGUAAAAAGUUGUUUAAAUAAAAAUAAUAAUGAUAAUACUGGAGCAAUUUAAGUGAAAAGAAAAAGGAAGAAAGUGGUGAAGAAAAUAAAAUAAAAAAAAUAAAAUCUCAUUAUACUGUCGGCAUCUUUUCAGUGGAACUUUUCCAGAAAAGACGAAUGCAUCGUUUUUCUUACUCCAGUACUCGGAUUUUUUUAGUUGCCAUCCAAGGACUCAGUAGGCAGAGACGUCGUCGUAGAGUGAAUCGCGAUAAGUAUCCUCGACACGUCGCGGUCGCUUCUGACGUCCGUGCAAGACGAAAUUGGUCGUCUACGUAAAACCAUUGGACAGUCGAAUUUUUCAUUUUUCACUGCUCUACAAUUUUCCUCCUAUUCUUUUCUGUGUAUACACACAUAUAUAUAUAUAACGUGAUAUAGCUGCGUACUUUACUACAGAACGAGAUUUUCUCAGCAAUCUUUUCACAAUAUCCUCUUGUUGGGAAGAUCUACAGUCUCUUGAGCACCAGAAAUCUUGGCGAACUGACCAAGUAAUCUGGCGCAGAUAACAACAUGUGAAUUGUGUAUUUCGAGAAACAAUCAACAUGAAGUCCUGAAACAAGAAAUUUAAAUUCUGAACCGUUGAAUUCAAAUCCGAGGCUUUAAAAAUGCCUUGAUUCGGAAUCAAAUAAAAAUUACAGACAUUUAAAAUAAAUAAACGGAAGUUUAUAAAGUGAGAACAAUAAUAUUUGUUCUUGUGUUGCUUUGUAAGAAAGUACAAUAAUUCAAAUAUGUACAAACUUUUUCGGCGUGGCUCCGGCCGCAUGUUGAUACUGUGCGUGGUGAUACUGUCACUGCUGGUGUGUUUGUAUUACGUAAGUCAGAUACAGGCGCCGUCAACGGGUCAAGCGCCAGCGCUUCUUGCAGCACCUGUGGGUGUUAGAUACGAGCAACGGUCACCCCUCACUACCCUUGUACCUGACUACAGUGAACAACCUGACGCGAGAGUUUCAACGUCCAAUUGUCCGCUGACACAGCCCCGAAAUGCUGACAUUGACACCCUCACUGAAUUCGCUAAAUUUGAUUUCCAGCCCUCGUGGAUGAGAAGUCGAGAAUACUGGGACGACAGUUUUGAAGCACGGUAUGCAGAACUUCGUAAAGACCCGACAAGGCCACCGCUCAAGGUGAUACUGAUGCCACACAGCCACACUGAUCCCGGAUGGCUGAAAACUUUUGAACAAUAUUUUCACAGCUCAACACGUGGUAUUCUCAAUAACAUGGUUACGAAAUUGCAGCAGUGGCCAAACAUGACAUUUAUCUGGAGUGAAGUUUCGUUUUUAUCAUUAUGGUGGGAAAGUGCUCACCCGACGAAAAAAGCGGUGGUAAAACGUCUCGUGAAGGAGGGUCGCCUCGAAAUGACCACCGGGGGCUGGGUGAUGACGGAUGAGGCCACGUCCCAUAUCUACGCGAUGCUCGACCAGCUUAUAGAAGGUCAUCAAUGGUUGAAAUCUAAUCUCGGAGUAUCGCCGCAGUCGGGCUGGUCAGUGGAUCCGUUUGGACAUGGCGGUGCUUUGCCGUACUUACUGAAAGCCUCGGGUGUAUCUGGUACAAUAAUCCAGCGGAUUCACUACGCGUGGAAGCAGUGGUUUGCCAAGAAACAGUACGGCGACUUUAUCUGGUUACAACCCUGGGAUCAGAUAGGAGCCUACGACAUGUUAACUCACAAUCAGCCCUUCGAUAUUUACAACAUCAAGCACUCGUGCGGUCCCCAUCCUCACGUAUGCUUGAACUUUGACUUUAGGAAGAUCCGUGGUGAGUAUACCGAGUACUCAGUACGUGCUGUUGACAUAACCCCCAAUAAUGUCAAGCAGAUGGCUGAAUUACUGCUCGAACAGUACUCGAGAACUGGUUCACUGUUUUCACAUAACGUCGUUCUAAUGCCACUUGGAGAUGACUUCCGGUACGAUCAUCCUAUCGAGUGGGAUCAGCAGUACACCAAUUACAAGAUUCUCGUUGAUUACAUAAACAGCCGAAAAGAUGAAUACAAUGCGGAAAUUAUUUUCGGUACACCGAAAGACUAUUUCAGAGAAAUCGAAAAACGGAUGCAAAAAUUUCCCACACUCAAGGGAGAUUUUUUCGUCUACUCAGACAUUUUCAGUGAGGGCCGACCCGCUUACUGGAGCGGCUACUUUACGACAAGACCUUAUAUGAAGAUCCUAGACCGCGAACUUGAGGCAAAUUUACGGUCUGCUGAAAUAUUGUACACGGUCGCGCUUAAUGUGGCACGACAAAGUGGCAACGAUAUUAAAUUAUACGAGACAUAUUUUGAGAAACUCGUAAAAGCUCGGCGUAAUCUCGGGUUAUUUCAACAUCAUGACGCAAUAACCGGUACAUCUAAAUCAUUUGUUAUGAAGGACUAUGCAUUAAAAUUAUUUGAGUCUAUAUCAGACAUGACAAAUGUACAGAGUUUUGCGAUACAAUCCUUGACUGCGACUACAUCCAAAAGUAAUAUUAUUUACGUUUUGCCAGAAAGUGAUCGCGAUAGCUUUGAAAAACUUCCGAAAAAGAUACCGAUAAUAAUCAACGGCCGUGAAUCCAAGAAAGUUAUCUUGUUUAAUCCGUUGGCUCAGCCACGACAAGAAGUUGUCAGCGUUAAAGUUAACUCUCAUAAAGUUCGCGUACUAGAUCCAUCGAAAAAUCCCGUUCCGUACCAGAUAGCGCCGGUUAUGAACGCAACAAGUAUAACCCACGACGUAUAUGUUUUACUAUUUGUAGUGGACCUAAAACCUCUGGCAAUAGCGACUUAUCAUAUUGAGCCAAUAGAUAAAGUGCCCACUGAAUCCCUGUCAACUGUCUACUGCAAUAGAUGCGGCAAAGACAACAUAUUUCCAAUAAAAUCAAUGCCCUCAAGUGACAUACAGUUAGAAAAUCAUCGUAUGAAAUUGUUGAUUGACGGGCAAACUGGUUUGUUAAAACGUGUUACUAAAAAAUCAACCGGUAAAGUAACACAAUGUACAAUACAAUUUGCAGCAUAUGCAUCCGCUCAAUUUCACAGUGGAGCGUAUUUAUUCAUGCCAGAUCCAAAUUUACGUGAUACUGACAAAGAUAUUUUGGAAGCAUACACGCCGCAUCAAAAAAUUUACAUCAUAUCGAGUAGUUUGAGCUCGCGGCUAACUGUCGAGUACGGAAAAUUAUUGACCCAUCAUAUAACAAUAUUUCAUCACGAUGGCCCUCUAGCAGAAGCCAUACACAUCAGAAAUGUCGUUGAUUUUGAAACUCCACCUAAAAAUCGUGAAACCGAAAUGUUUAUGCGAAUACAGACGGAUUUGGUAAAUGGUGAUCCUCCGGAGUUUUACACGGAUGUAAACGGCCAUCAGAUGUUGAAGAGAACUAAAAUAGAACGAAUUGGAAUCGAGGGUAAUUAUUAUCCGAUAACGACAAUGGCUUAUAUUGAAGACAGUACUCAGAGAUUAACUUUGUUAGUAAACCACGCGCAAGGCGCAGCCAGUUAUCAGCCAGGAUGGCUUGAAGUUAUGCUGGAACGCAGAACUUUGUAUGAUGAUUCACGGGGCAUGGGCGAGGGUUUGCUGGAUAACCGUAAAACGGUAUUGAAACAUUGGUUACUUCUUGAAGAUAUAACUGGUGAUAAAGACGAAUACUCAAAGCCUUCGUUGUUUGCAAACCACAUAAGUAACUUUCUUAACUAUCCUAUAAAUAUAUUUAUUGUUGAUAAAACUGAAAGUGAUGUGAUUAUUAAGUCUGAAGUUCAGUUAAUAAGUAAGAGUUUACCGUGUGAUUUACAUCUGCUUAAUUUAAGAACUAAUCAUGAUCAAAAGCUCCCGCAUUUUCCGGUGAGCAGUGCACUGAUGGUGUUACACAGACAGGGUUACAGUUGUUCUGUUGGUGCAGACAUUACUUUAAAACAUUGUCCGCUGAGUGAUAAACCUCAUCCAGCAACAAACUUUUAUAAAUUAAACCGCGCUAACAUAACGCGCAUGUCAUUGACGGGUACUUUUGUCAAAAAGUAUUUGAAAGAUGGCUUCAAAAGUAUUAAUCCAAUGCCGAUGGAAAUAGAAACUUACAAUGUACAUUUUUUACAGUGACCAGGUAGUUAGUGUUGAUAAUUUUUUUUUUAAUUUAUAAUUAUUUAUUUGAAAAAAGUAUUUAUAGAAAAAAUUAUAUCGGACGAUGGCGACAAUAUUUUAUUGACAAGUGAAAGGUUUUUCUGCACUGUGAAAAAUUCACAACAAAUUUUACUAUGGGUGCAUGGUAACACCGGACUAUAAGAAAACUGGUACAAAAUUUACAAGUAUCCCAUAGUAAACGUAUGCGCAUAGGCCACAAUCGUGUAGUCUGCGCAUACGUUCACUAUGGGACACUUGUAAAUUUUGAAUCAGUUUUCUUAUAGUCCGGUGUUACUAUGCACCCAUAGUAAAAUUUAUUGGGAAUUUUUCACAGUGUCCUGAGGUAUAGAAUAAAUAUUUGAAUAUUUGAAUUACUCGAUGAAAUUAAAAGUUUUAAUUGAGAUUGGUGACACGAAUCGUAAUCCGUGGACAAUAGAUCCGCGACGUAAAAUCCGCGACAUGAAAUCCGAAGAUAUUUUGUCCGAUAGACAAAGUAUCCUUGGACUAAAUAUUCAAGAGACAAAAAAUCCGUGACAAAAUAUCCUGUCGAUAAAUCUUAUUCAGAAAAAUAUAUUUUCAGUGAAAAAAUAAUUCAUAGUUUUCGAUAAACGGGUACUGUACCAUUCCAAGCAUAUGUGUUGAUCUAUUUUUAAUAUCACACACUCAAAUUUUAUGUGAAAAUAUAUUAAACAUUUCUGAUAAAAGGGUACCGUACUAUUUAUAUUAUAAGAUAUUUUGUCGGGGAUGUUUUAUCUAUCGAGUAUUUAGUCCGGGGAUAUUUUGUCGCGGAUUUAAUGUCUUCGGAUUACGAGUGACGGAACCUUGAGAUUUUAAUUGCAGAUUGAUAAUUUCUUACUAUAAAUAAGAUUAUUUUAUUAUUUUAUUGUAAGUUAAUAUUUCCAUGGCUUUGAUGUUCCAUUUUACCUCGCAUAUGAAUUAUGACUUACGAUUUAUUAUUAUUAUUUUUUUUUAUUAUUUAUUUAUCUACGCAUUGAUAGCGCUCUCUUGUGUGCAUACGGAAAUAAUGGUAAAGAUAAUGAUAAUAAUAAUUAUAAUAUUAAUAAUAAUAAUGAGAUUAUGAUUAUUGUAAUAUUGUAAAAUUGGUUUAAUUUAUUUAUAAUAGUGACGACGUUCACAAUGUUCUUCCAAUUCUUGAGUGGAUGAGAAGGACCUUUUGUAAAGUGUAUUUUCAAAAGGAUAAUAUUAUAUAAAUAUAUAAACAUAUACUAUAUUAUAUAUAAAAUUGUAAAUAAUAGAACUAAUUUAAUGACAAAGAAUUUUUUUAUGACUGGAAGAAAUAUUAAUUUUUUUUUGUGCAAUUUAUAUAUAUUAUAUAUAUUAGUUAUAUUUUGAAUUAGUUGGAAAUUGUAAUGAAAAGAUGAGCAAUAAUUAUGAAUAGUAAAAUUAAUAAAUAUAAAUCUAAUGAAAUCUUUUAACCAAAAAAAUACUUUUUUUUUAUAUUUUAGAAAUUAUAAUUAAAAAAUAUAUUAUAACAUUUUUAAUUUCCCUGGUAGAUCUAGAUUACGGUAAAUUAUCGUAAUUUACGGUAUUAGGAAGAAUUCCUGUAAAAUACGAUAUUUCUCCGCAAACCCAGAUCGCAAAAUGACGUCUUAAUGAGUUCUGAAUGAAUUCCUAUUUUUGAUUUAGACGUCUCAUCAACAUCUUAAAGAAGUUUUUAAGAAGAUCUCAAAAUGUCGAAUGAACCACCUAGCGAAUUCAGUAAGACGUUUUUAAAAAGAGUUCUUUUUUCUGACUUCGCAAAUAAGCCUUCAGUAUGAAUUUACCAUGGCGUCUUUAAGGAGCUCCUAAUUUUGACUUCAUAAAGAAGUUUAAAAAAGAAUACAUUUAGUCGUCACAAAACUGACGUUUUAUUUAUGGAGUCUUCAAGAACUCUCAAUUAAGAGUUCUUAAAAAUGACACCUUUGAGAAGUCAUUGUAAGACUUCUUGAGGACGCCUUCAAAGACCAAGUAAAGCAGUCAUUCCGACUUGAAUGCUGUCUGGGAAUUGCGGUAUUUUACAGCAUUACGCAGUAAAUUCCGGUAUUUUACAGUAACGGUACAGUAAUUCCCCGUAAAUUUGCGGCAAUCCUGCGGUAUUUUACCGCAAAUGUGUAUUAACAUUGCGGUAUUUCACCGUAAAGUGAAGUAUUUCACUGUGUUACGGUAAUAAUUCCACAAAUUGCAGUAACUUACUGUAUUCUACUCAAAAUUGCCGCAUUUUUACCGCAAAUUACCGUAACUAUGGCGAAUUUGAGUAAACUACGACAUCUUAUGGUCAAAUUCGGCAAUUUACCGUAAUUCUGAUCCACUAGAAAAUUGUGUAUAUAUCUAUAAAAAUAUAUGAAUUUUAAAAGGAAAAAUCAACAAAACAUAAAAUAAUUUACUCAGCCCAAUAAAUCGAGCGUAAAAAAUAGAUAACAAAUCACAAUAACGCCAAAAUAUUCAUGAUUUAAAUAUUGAGGUUAUAUAUGACAUCAUAUAUUACAUCGUAACCUCACAUACAUUCGGAUGUAUUCGGAAACAUUCGGCAGAGUUGUUAAUUCAUAAUUAAUAUCUUUAUUAGACAUAAAUUUUAAGUGAUUUAAUUCAAAAUUAAUGGACAAAAAAAAUUGAUAUUUCUCAUCUUUUCAAUUUUCCAAAUAUUAAUUUUUUUUUUUUAAAUAAAAAAACGUACACGUGAUAAUCAAAUGAAAAAUUAUAUUGAUUGACAGUUGGUGUAACUGGAUUAUUGAGCAAACAAAUAUGACAAUGUUAUAUAAAUAACAUGGAUACAAUAAAAAUAAAAAUACAUAAAUAUAUAUGUAUAUAUUAAUGUGUAUAUGUAUUCAAUGAACACGGUAGCUGUAAAGUUAUCAAAGAUAUAGAUUCUUUGACAUAAAAAUUCAUUGGAUCACUCGUACGGUGUGUAAACGAGUAUAUUGUACAUGAAAAUAAUAAUAAAAAAUCUAAAACAAAAAUCAUAAAUGCAACUCGUGAAAUACAUGAACUGAAACUAAAAAGUUAUCAACUAUUCAGUCGAGAGAUAGUGUGUGUAUACUGUCGGAUUGAACAUUGAUUUGAAUCACUGGUGAUGUAUUUUCACAAACUUUAUUAACAGGAUUUUAUUUACAUCACUCUUCUAUCGCACUUCACUAUCAAUUCAUAUUUAUAUUUAUUAUUAUUACCGCGACAAAGUUUUUUUUUUAUUGUUGAAAAAAAAAAAAGAAUCAUAAAAUUGGCGCGAACGCUUUAAUCUAGAACAAUCUUUGUAAUAAUGUAAUAUAAAAAAAAAAUUUCUAUGCUCUUUAGAGAAAAAGUAAAAGAAAAAGUAAAUAAUAAGUCUGAAAGAAAGAAUGAAUCAGAGAAAUAUAUUAAUAGUUAUAAAUUAUAUAGAAAUAUAUAAUGUAAACUUGAGGGUCAAAAGAAAUGUUAUAUAUAAAUGAAUUAUAUAUAAAUAUAAAUAUAAAUAUAAAAAUAUAUAUAUAUAU